UAACAAACUUUCGACGAAGCAAGACGAUGACGUGAUACGACGGCGUAUUACAAUGAUAUUAAACCGACUCCUAAACCGGAAUACAAUUAACAAUCAUUAAUCGAACCAAAACCGGUUCUGAUUUCUUCGAGUCUUCACAACCAACUUCCUACAAAAGUUACAGAAGAUAGUAAUGGAUAGUUCAUGUCCAAGAGAAGGAGGAGCUAUGAAGCCGGUGAUUCUGAGAGUUGGUGUCGCACUUGUACCCUCGGCAACUGGUUUGAUCUUUGCGAGGCUCGUCUCUUGGAAAGAAGAUAAUGAGGUAACUUCUUCUGCAAGCAAUCCAGAGUCUUCUCCAUCACCUAGCAGAAGAAACGGUGGACAAGAAGAAGAAGAAGAAAAAGAGAGUCUAGUUGAUCAUCAAAAGCGAGAGAUUCUCAGCUUGAAUUUGAGACUCGAGGAGCUUCAGAAGAAGGAAGACGAGAUGGAGUUGCGUUUCGCACGUUAUUGUUUUCUUAAAGACAAAGAAGUCAGGCUUGUGGAGCGUAAAAGCAUGUUGGUUCUUGAGAGAUCUCACUUAGAUUUCUUCCAUAGAGAAGUUUCGGCCAUGGAAGAAGAACUCAAGAGGGGCCAAGAUUUGGUGAUCGUGUAUAGAAAACUGGUUGGAGAAAUCCAAGAGUUGAGAUCAAAGACUAGGCUUCUUGAGGGAGAAGCAAAGAAGCUCAGGAUAAGAGUGAAGCAAUUACACCGUGUUGUAAACCAGAAGAGCAGGAAGAGUGUUAAGAAGUUAUUGAAGUGUAUUCAUGAACUGGGGAAAAAGAAUAACUUUGUGAAGGAACUUGAAGGUCAAGUAAAAGGUUUGAAAGCCAACCUUGAUUUGUUGCAAGAGGAAAAAGAAGUAUACAUGAAAUCUUCAGGAAAUUCAGAGAUGGUGAGUGUAGAAGAUCACAGAAGGGUCUUAGAAGAGAGUGAGGAUUUGAAUACGGAAGUGAGUUACCUGAGAUGGAUCAAUGCUUGUAUGAGGAAGGAGUUGAUGAGAAAAGGAACUAAAUAUGAUGGCGCUCUUGCAUUGACAGUAGUAGCUGAUGAGCAUCAUGAAUGGUGGAAGAAGUUAAUGAAGAAUCUUAAGAGAUGUGUUGGAGGGCACUCUGGGACGGUGGAGCCUGAUGAAGAAGGGAUGUUUCAUUCAAGAAGAUCGUGUUCUAGCGUGUAAAUGAAACUGUCUCUUGCUUCACAAAAAUUUCAAUGUUUUAAGCAUUUCUCCAAAAUUCUUCUAUUCAUGAUAAUAUUAUUCUUGUAACAUCUAUGUAAUAAUUAUCAACAAUUCUACCAGUUUUACGAAAAUUCACAUCUGACACAUAUGUUCUAUACGAACCACACUGGUUGGAACUUAAAACACACAUUUGAUAUAAAAAGAUAAUUUGAAUAAAACUCACAUAAUGUAUUAAA
Molecule: messenger RNA, 1428 nt
Organism: Brassica napus (rape)
Lineage: Eukaryota; Viridiplantae; Streptophyta; Magnoliopsida; Brassicales; Brassicaceae
Product: protein CHUP1, chloroplastic-like
Exons: 2
Coding region: 173-1192 (339 amino acids)
Source: RefSeq, a predicted model, not a curated record